Fusarium musae is the source of this 1155-nucleotide messenger RNA. RefSeq lists its product as uncharacterized. Lineage: Eukaryota; Fungi; Ascomycota; Sordariomycetes; Hypocreales; Nectriaceae. The transcript has 2 exons. Bases 1 to 1155 code for a protein of 384 amino acids. The record is from RefSeq and is a predicted model, not a curated record.
AUGUCUUCCAAUUCGUCAACCAUGCCGACAAGUAAAGCGAAAGCGUCCACUAGGAAGCCAAGGGCUCCAAAGACGCCAAAGGUUAAGUACAGAAGGAUGACGAUCACGAAAAACCGUGCAUGCACAAGAGACGUGUACAGGGACUUAUACCAUCACCCUGAGAACCUUCCCACCAUCAGCCACUUCAACAUCAAUGAAUUAGACGCGGAAUAUCUUCGGAAACUCUUGUCCCUCGACAUGCCAAACCUAGAAGGCAUCAAUUUGAGAUUCCGCGAAAGCGCGCUUUCACGGCUGGAUGAGGCACGCAAGAGAGAACUGAACAGUCGAAUGGUUGCCAAGCCAAAACUGAAGACAUUGAAUUUCAUGGAGCAAAAUCCUCGCGAAACAUACGGCAUGACCUUGAAUGAUAUCCCGCUGCUUUCUCACCCAAGCCUCACAACUCUCAAACUGCACAAAGUCCGCAUCCGUGAAUUCGGACGGCCGUCUGUCCGACCUCUCCCUUUUGAGAAUCUCGACUCCUUUUACCUCCAUGCCCCCGACUAUUCAUACGAGGUUCUAAACAAAUUCCUCAAGAACGCAAAGUCGCUCAGGCAUCUGGAGUUUCACCAUCCUUUCGAAGUGUCAGCACGCUCAGAUCCCCCAGAUUUCUCCAAACUUCUCCAGCCGUGCAAGAGUAGUCUCCAAAUACUGGAACUCUGCUGGGAUUGUAUGGAUCCCCUUUGCUUUAACAAUCCGGGCAUGAAAUACGCAGACUUUACAGCCCUGCAAUAUCUCGCUAUCCCCCCCAGGGCAUUGUUUGGUCCAUAUUGCUAUGACAAGGAUCUCAACUUCUUGCAAAUGGUCAAAGAUCAUAUUCCGCCCAGCCUGAAGGUUCUGUUCCUGCAGGAUAUUAGUCCAUGUUGGUCAGAAGAGGAACUUGAUGAGGACUGUGACCCCGAGGCAAUAUUACUUCCUAAUGAUUACAAACUGAUCAAAACAUUGCUCACUAACAAGGAAUUAUUCCCGUCGCUAAGGUACAUUGCUUGGACAUCUGAGAUAGGCACUAUACCGCCGGAGGACCUUGACAAUAUGGCCUCAGAGUUAGGAAUGACCAUCAAGUUGGUGGCUAAUAGGCUUGAGCUGCCACCUGACCCGAAAUGGCUUGAUAGUCUAUGA